Molecule: messenger RNA, 1359 nt
Organism: Salvia hispanica
Lineage: Eukaryota; Viridiplantae; Streptophyta; Magnoliopsida; Lamiales; Lamiaceae
Product: protein RAE1-like
Molecular function (GO): protein binding
Source: RefSeq, a predicted model, not a curated record
UUCUACACACAGGAGGCGGCGCCCCCAAUUCCCUCUCUUCUCUUCCCAAUCGGAGCUGCUAUUCGCCGCCGCUCCUUCCUCUCCGGCCGCCCCACCGCUCCCUCCGCCCCGACUCGCCGCCGCUCCACCGCCCUGAAUCGCCGGUUCUUCCGGUCGUGAAUCUCUCACGCUAGAAAAAUCCUCUUUCGAAGAUUUUACAGAACUAGGGUUUAUCAACAUGUCUGCAUUCGGCGCUUCAACGGCUAACGCCAAUCCUAAUCGCUCAGCUGAGGUCGCGUCGCCUCCGAGUGAUUCAGUUUCGAGCUUGUGUUUCAGUUCGAAGGCCAAUCACUUGGUCGCUACGUCUUGGGAUAAUCAGGUACGAUGUUGGGAGGUGCAGAAACAAGGAACCACUAUCACCACUGUUCCUAAGGCUUCGAUAUCACAUGAACAACCGGUUCUCUGCUCAGCUUGGAAGGAUGAUGGAACAACUGUAUUUUCUGGUGGUUGUGACAAACAAGUCAAGAUGUGGCCAUUACUAUCCGGUGGACAACCUGUAACUGUGGCCAUGCACGAUGCUCCUGUUAAAGAUCUUGCUUGGAUCCCAGAAAUGAGUCUUUUAGUCACAGGAAGCUGGGAUAAGACACUUAGGUAUUGGGAUCUGAGACAGCAGAAUCCAACUUGGGUGCAGCAGCUUCCUGAGCGGUGCUAUGCGCUUACUGUUAAACAUCCCCUUAUGGUUGUUGGCACUGCGGAUAGGAAUCUUGUCAUUUUCAACCUACAGAACCCUCAGACAGAGUUCAAGAGAGUCAUGUCACCAUUGAAGUACCAGACUAGGUGUUUAGCUGCAUUCCCAGAUCAGCAAGGCUUCUUAGUUGGCUCAAUUGAAGGCAGAGUUGGGGUACACCACCUUGAUGAGGCACAAGCAAGUAAAAACUUUACUUUUAAAUGUCACAGAGAUGGCAAUGACAUUUACUCUGUCAACUCACUGAAUUUUCAUCCUGUGCACCAGACAUUUGCCACUGCUGGAUCUGAUGGCGCCUUUAACUUUUGGGACAAAGAUAGCAAACAGAGGCUUAAGGCUAUGCUGAGGUGCAGUCAGCCGAUAACUGCCAGUGCUUUCAACCAAGAUGGGUCUAUAUAUGCGUAUUCGGUUUGUUAUGACUGGAGCAAAGGUGCUGAAAAUCACAACCCAUCAACAGCAAAGACCAAUAUUUACCUACACCAGCCCCAGGAUGCCGAGGUCAAGGGCAAACCCCGAGUCGGAACAAGCAACCGGAAGUGAAGCUUCUGCCCUUUUGCUAAUGAAGAGAAAUUACAGAAUCUGUACAUGGCCAUUUUGCUAAGAGAUUUAUCUUCAAAUACUUAAUUUCUCAGUUA